Molecule: messenger RNA, 1877 nt
Organism: Hypoxylon trugodes
Lineage: Eukaryota; Fungi; Ascomycota; Sordariomycetes; Xylariales; Hypoxylaceae
Product: monooxygenase
Exons: 1
Coding region: 183-1712 (509 amino acids)
Molecular function (GO): FAD binding
Source: RefSeq, a predicted model, not a curated record
UGGUUCGGCGGGUCGGUGGUGACCAUCCGCAAAUUCGGAAGAUGGUUCACUUUUGAAUAUAAAUAUAUGGCGGGUGCCGUGCUUGGCAACCCGUCCGUUUCUUCAAACCACAUCGCAAACCAUCGCCUUUAUUUACUACACAGCCAAAUAAUCAUAUUCAUUUUACUCAUACCCAUAUUACCAUGGCCGAACCUUACGACGCUAUCGUUGCAGGUGCAGGUCCUAUCGGGCUCUUCAUAGCCUGCGAAUUGGCACGAGCCAAAGCCUCCGUACUUGUCCUAGAGCGCGAUACUGACCCUCAUUCACCAUGGAAAGGAGAACGCUUAGGUCUUCGUGGUUUGAACACGGCAUCCACCGAAGCUUUUUACCGACGUGGAUUACUCGAUAAGGUGGUCGGCAGCGAUGUCAAACCAUCCGACAUCCUCAAAAUGCCAGCCGGUUUCAAGUUCGGCGGCCACUUCGCCGGUUUACUCCUAGACCGCGAGAAGUUCGACAUCAGCCGUUGGAAAUAUCGAAUCCCGGGACACGGAUUAGAUCCUUGCACCACAUACAUGGCCAAGGUCGAAGCCGCUUUAACGGGGCAUGCCGAAAGUCUUGGUGCAACCAUACUAAGAGGAAAAGGUGUUACAGGUGUUUCGCAAGAUGAUAACGGCAUUACGGUGGAAGCAGGAGGCGAGACUUACCGUACCAAGUGGCUAGUAGGAUGCGAUGGUGGACGCAGCACCGUCCGAAAAGCCGCGGGCUUCGCAUUUGAGGGUUCAGAGCCUGAAUGCACCGGUUAUGGUAUCAAACUCGAAUUCGACGACCCAGAUAAACUACACGACUGGUUCACAGUUACCAAGACAGGCAUGUAUGUCCGAGCAGGCAGCAAGGACAGAAUUCAUUUACUAGAUUUCGACGGCGGAGCUUUCCAUCGCAGUGGGGAGAUCACAAUAGAGCACAUCCAAAAGGUUCUGGCCCGUGUGACAGAAACUGAUGCCAAGGUCGUGAAGCUUGAAACCGCCACCACAUUUACCGAUCGAUGCAAGCAGGCCACGACAUAUCGAAAGGGUCGUAUCCUCCUAGCCGGCGACGCAGCACACAUUCACUCGCCUCUUGGAGCACAAGGCCUGAACCUAGGAUUAGGAGACGCCAUCAAUCUCGGCUGGAAACUAGCCGCAACAAUCCAAGCCUCGAAAACCAACCCGGGACCAGUAGACUUCACUCUCCUCGACACAUACGAGAAAGAACGACACCCAAUUGGAAACGGAGUACUCGAGUGGUCACGAGCCCAAGUCGCAACCCUAAAACCCGGUCUAACCGCCCUCGCCCUCCGUAAACUCAUAACCUCCGUAAUCGACACAAAGGACGGCACCAAUCUUUUCGUGGACCGUGUCUGGGGUCUAUCGCAACGCUACGAGAUCGGCGACAUGAAGCAUGAUCUCCUCGGAUACAGCGCCCCCGACUUUGAAUUUAACGACGGAGCAAGAUUAGGUUCCAAACUGGAAGGAGGACAAGGUCUACUAGUCGACUUCAGCAACAACGCGACUCUUAAAGAACUAGUCGACAAGUACAAGUCCGUUGAUUACGUCGGCGUAAGGGCCAAGGAUGAGCUCGGUCUUCGCGCCUUGCUAGUUCGCCCCGAUGGUGUCGUCGCUUGGGUGACCGAUGGAGAACCGGAUGUGGAGGCGGCCAAGACCGCUCUGCAGACUUGGUUUGGAAUUACCUCGUAAUAUGGACAGGCCGUAUUACGACACUGAUGAAUCUGUAUUUACUUAUACCCAUUGUAAAGUUGGCGAUAGAUCAGUCCCGCAUUUCGAAGGGGAUUUUUAGAUAAGCUCUACUCUGUAAUAUAUAGGACAAAACCCAAAUUUGAACAAAACACAUUACAAAUGGAC